CAGGGGGUGGCGAACCUCUUCCUGCCGCUCUGGGGCGGCGAUCUCGGCUGCACGGCGGCCGAGGCGCGGGCCUUCGCCGCCGAGGCGGCGCGCCACCCGGGCGUGGUGCUCGGCGCCUACUGCCCGAAGGUCGGCGCCGAGGGCGGGGCCCUGCGGCCGGAGUGCUUCGGCAGGUGGUUCGACGCCCUCUUCCGCCUGGCCGCCGAGUUCGACCUGCCCGUGGAUCUCCACCUGGACGAGCACAACGACGCCUCGCCUGGCGCCCUGGCGCUGCCCCACCUGGUCUCGUCGCUGCGGAGGGCGCAGCAGGACCUGCGAUACACCCGGCAGGUCGUCCUCGGACACUGCACCGCCCUGGCGCUGGCGGAGGGGCAGCGCCGCGCCGAGCUGGUGGCCGCCCUGGCCAGCCUGGGGCCGCAGGUCUGCGUCGUGGCCAACCCGCUGACCAACGUGUGGCUGCAGGACGACCGGCGGGGCACCAACGCCGACCUCGGCGCCCCGAUCGACGCGCAGGCCCCGCGCACGCCGGCGUGGCGCGGCAUCACCCUGCUGCAGGAGCUGUGGUCCGCCGGCGUGCGCGUGGCGUCGGCGUCGGACAACGUGCGCGACUGGUGGUCACGGCGAAUGCGACGCCCUGGAGGUCUUCAAGAUGGCGGUGCACCUGGCGCACCUGGACACCAUCCGAGGACCGUGCACUGCAACAGCGCGCCGCCGGCCCGGUGGCUCUCCCUCGUCACGGACGCGCCCGCCGCCGCGAUGGGGCUGGAGGGCGGCACCCGCUUCCUGCAGGCGGGCGCACCGCUGUCCGCCUGCGCCUUCGACGCGCGGUCCAGCUCGAGGAGGGCACAGGGGGGGACCGCGCCGUGAUCGUGGGCGGCGCGCUGGCCGAGCUCGCCCUGCCGGCCUUCGAGGCGCUGGACGACCUCCACGCGGAGCCCACGGAGCUCCCGGAGGUGGAAAUUGCUAGGCGCGCUGCUGCUGCUGGUGUGUUGGGCGCUGCUGGGCGCGACGGUGCUCAUUCGGUGGGUGAGGCGGCCCGCUCGCUCCAGAACGCCAAGGACCGCCUGGUGAGCAAUACGGAAAAGGCUCCCAAGGCGCUGGCGGCGGUGGUGGGCACAGGGAGCGAAGUUGCGAGGCUGGCGAAGGAGCUGGAGCACGCAACGCAGGAGGCCGCCAAGCUCUACGGCGCCACUGCGGGCGGGAUCGAUGUCAAACAGCUCAAGACCGGGCUCGCGGCGAUUCCCGCCCAGGCGGCCAUGUUCGACGCCUUCAUGGGCUUGAUUGGCCCUGGCGGCCUACUGGGAGCCCGCGGGGACGUCGAGGACCUGCGCAAACGCAUUGCUCGCGCCAUCGAGACUCUGCGCGCAGCCAAUCUGGCUAAGGCAGACGGAGCAUCGUGCAAGGAGGCGCCGAAGCACGGCGCGGCGCGCGACAGUCAUGCGAUGGCAGCACAGAAGGCGCGCUGCACGCCGACCACGGACGGCGAGGUGACCGACAAACUGGCGGAGCCAGCGGGGGCCGCGAGCGCGAGGGGCGGAGUCGCGAGCCAGCACUCGGCAACGGCGGCCAGCGAGGGCCUGUCAGACUUCGACCGCGUGGUGCUGCAGGCGGGCUAUCCCUACGCCGAGCAGAUUGGCGAGCCCAUCUUAGUGGUUGGGGAGUUCAGCCAGGUUGCCGAGCGUUCCGCGCGGUGCAAGGGCGUGGCCAUCGGGGCCAAGUACGAGAACGCCGCGCUGGCCGACUUCCCCAAGGGCCCCCAGGCGGCAGUCAACGAGCUGGAGCAGACCGCCAUCCCGCGAAAGCAGCGGCCUGCUGUCCAGCAGCCCGCGGCCGCGCCAGGUUACUCCACGAUCUUGCUGGUCCUCCUGGUCAUCGUGGUCACCGCGCGCACGGCGGACUUCAUAGGAGCCUCGCUGGUGCUGGUGGCGCAGGCUGGCAGGGCGAAGGGCGUGCCGCCCAAGACGGUGCUGCACUGGGCCGCGUCCACGGGCUCCUUGGAUGCCGUCGACUACGCCCUCGGGAAGCGCGCGGACCCCUCGCGCGCCGACGCGGACGCGCGCUCGCCGCUCCACAUCGUCAGGACACAACUCCGGGGAGUGGAGCGGCUGCUGCAGCAGCGCGCGGCUCCCGCUGCGCGGGACGCCUCCGGCGCGCUGCCGCUGCACCGCGCAGCCCUGGCUGGCAGCGCGGCGGCCACGGCUGCACUGGCCGCCGCGGCGCCCUCGCGGGUGGACGCACCCCACGAGCGCACGGGGGGAUCGGCCGGGCGGUCUCGGUCGACGCCGCCCGCUGCGUGGGCCACGCGCCCGUGCUGGAGGUGCUGCUGGCGGCGGGGGCCUCGCCCUGCCGGCGCAACCGGGCCGGGGAGCGGCCGGUGGACACCUUCGUGGAGGAGGACGCGGACCAGGUCGCCGCGCUGCUCCGGGAACCUCCGGUGGUCGACCAGGGCUCCAGGCACGAGGUCGUGCGGCUCCUGA
Prorocentrum cordatum is the source of this 2477-nucleotide messenger RNA. The record is from the annotation of a GenBank genome assembly. Lineage: Eukaryota; Dinophyceae; Prorocentrales; Prorocentraceae.